Molecule: messenger RNA, 3035 nt
Organism: Pimephales promelas (fathead minnow)
Lineage: Eukaryota; Metazoa; Chordata; Actinopteri; Cypriniformes; Leuciscidae
Source: RefSeq, a predicted model, not a curated record
AUGUUUGUCCGGUCUGUUUCUUUGUAAGUUGUCCUGAUAGAUUCCCUACUGAAAAGUCAUAAGAAUGAGCAGCAAGGUAUUUGCAAUCUGGGUGCUUCUGGUUACAAGUACAAUUAUCACACUCUCCAAUCAGAGUUGUAUAAGCAAGUGGUUUGACCGUGACAACCCAGGUGGAAAUGGAGAUUAUGAGCUGUUGGCUGACCUUCUCAGUAUGUUUCCUGGAGAAAUAUGCCCGAAUCCAAUCGACAUAGAGGCCCAGACGACCUCCGGUCAACCAGCAUCUCAAACAGGAAACGUCUUUCAAGUAUACAAUCCAACAACUGGGUUUUCUUGUGUAAACGCAAACCAAGGAGGCGGGGUUUGUGCCGAUUAUAAGGUGCGCUUCACCUGCCCAGAGGAAUGGUGUUCAAAAUGUAGGACACCCUGGUUUGACCGAGAUAAUCCCGGAGGAGUGGGAGACUAUGAAACGCUGUCGUUAACCCUGGUAACAUACCCACACCAGGCCUGUGCUCAGCCCAUCGCCAUUGAGGUCACAACCAUUAGUGGGACCCCAGUACUGCCGACAGGAAAUAGUUUUCAAGUAUAUGAUCCGACAGAGGGAUUUGCUUGUGUGAAUGCACAACAGACUGGAGGGUGUCAAGACUACAGGGUCCGUUUCACAUGUCUAAAGAGUUUUUGUCUUCCAAAGUGUGUAACCAGGUGGUUUGAUUCCGACAAUCCUAAUACAAAUGGAGGGGAUUCUGAACUCUUGACUACACUUCUCAGUUUGAAUCCUGGGUACAUUUGUCCGAAUCCACUCGGAAUAGAGGCUCAAACGAUCUCUGGCCUGCCAGCAUCUCAAACAGGAAAUGUUUUUCAAGUAUUUAAUCCGAUAACUGGGUUUUCUUGUGUAAACGCAAACCAAGGAGGAGGGCUUUGUGCCGAUUAUAAGGUGCGCUUCACCUGCCCAGAGCAAUGGUGUUCAAAAUGUAGGACACCCUGGUUUGACCGAGAUAAUCCCGGAGGAGUGGGAGACUUUGAGACACUGUCGUUAACCCUGACAACAUACCCACUACAGGCCUGUGCUCAGCCCAUCGCCAUUGAGGUCACAACCAUUAGUGGGACCCCAGUACUGCCGACAGGAAAUAGUUUUCAAGUAUAUGAUCCGACAGAGGGAUUUGCUUGUGUGAAUGCACAACAGACUGGAGGGUGUCAAGACUACAGGGUCCGUUUCACAUGUCUAAAGAGUUUUUGUCUUCCAAAGUGUGUAACCAGGUGGUUUGAUUCCGACAAUCCUAAUACAAAUGGAGGGGAUUCUGAACUCUUGACUACACUUCUCAGUUUGUAUCCUGGGUACAUUUGUCCGAAUCCACUCGGAAUAGAGGCUCAAACGAUCUCUGGCCUGCCAGCAUCUCAAACAGGAAAUGUUUUUCAAGUAUACAAUCCAACAACUGGGUUUUCUUGUGUAAACGCAAACCAAGGAGGAGGGGUUUGUGCCGAUUAUAAGGUGCGCUUCACCUGCCCAGAGGAAUGGUGUUCAAAAUGUAGGACACCCUGGUUUGACCGAGAUAAUCCCGGAGGAGUGGGAGACUAUGAAACGCUGUCGUUAACCCUGGUAACAUACCCACACCAGGCCUGUGCUCAGCCCAUCGCCAUUGAGGUCACAACCGUUAGUGGGACCCCAGUACCGCCGACUGGAAAUAGUUUUCAAGUAUAUGAUCCGACAGAGGGAUUUGCUUGUGUGAAUGCACAACAGACUGGAGGGUGUCAAGACUACAGGGUCCGUUUCACAUGUCCAACGAGUUUUUGUGUUCCAAAGUGUGUAACCAGGUGGUUUGAUUCCGACAAUCCUAAUACAAAUGGAGGGGAUUCUGAACUCUUGACUACACUUCUCAGUUUGUAUCCUGGGUACAUUUGUCCGAAUCCACUCGGAAUAGAGGCUCAAACGAUCUCUGGCCUGCCAGCAUCUCAAACAGGAAAUGUUUUUCAAGUAUAUAAUCCAACAACUGGGUUUUCUUGUGUAAACGCAAACCAAGGAGGAGGGGUUUGUGCCGAUUAUAAGGUGCGCUUCACCUGCCCAGAGGAAUGGUGUUCAAAAUGUAGGACACCCUGGUUUGACCGAGAUAAUCCCGGAGGAGUGGGAGACUAUGAAACGCUGUCGUUAACCCUGGUAACAUACCCACACCAGGCCUGUGCUCAGCCCAUCGCCAUUGAGGUCACAACCAUUAGUGGGACCCCAGUACUGCCGACUGGAAAUAGUUUUCAAGUAUAUGAUCCGACAGAGGGAUUUGCUUGUGUGAAUGCACAACAGACUGGAGGGUGUCAAGACUACAGGGUCCGUUUCACAUGUCCAAAGAGUUUUUGUCUUCCAAAGUGUGUAACCAGGUGGUUUGAUUCCGACAAUCCUAACACAAAUGGAGGGGAUUCUGAACUCUUGACUACACUUCUCAGUUUGUAUCCUGGGUACAUUUGUCCGAAUCCACUCGGAAUAGAGGCUCAAACGAUCUCUGGCCUGCCAGCAUCUCAAACAGGAAAUGUUUUUCAAGUAUACAAUCCAACAACUGGGUUUUCUUGUGUAAACGCAAACCAAGGAGGAGGGGUUUGUGCCGAUUAUAAGGUGCGCUUCAUCUGCCCAGAGGAAUGGUGUUCAAAAUGUAGGACACCCUGGUUUGACCGAGAUAAUCCCGGAGGAGUGGGAGACUUUGAGACACUGUCGUUAACCCUGACAACAUACCCACUACAGGCCUGUGCUCAGCCCAUCGCCAUUGAGGUCACAACCGUUAGUGGGACCCCAGUACUGCCUGGAAGCAACUUUCAAGUAUAUGAUCCACUACAGGGCUUUGAGUGUGUGAAUGUGCCGCUGAGUGGAUGGAACUGUCAGGACUACAAGGUCCGCUACACGUGUCCGCAAAAUUUUUGCAAAAUCCCUGUCCUUUCAAGCCUCCCAUUAGAUGUCGAAAACAUGACUGCUUUACAAGUUUAGGCUAUAUCUGUCAAACUGAGUUUUUAAUUUAGAUUUAGAUUGGAAACAAAAUAAACAUUUGAUUGCAUUGCCA